Messenger RNA from Megalops cyprinoides (Indo-Pacific tarpon), 1566 nucleotides. RefSeq lists its product as uncharacterized. NCBI's taxonomy places the organism in Eukaryota, Metazoa, Chordata, Actinopteri, Elopiformes, Megalopidae. The record is from RefSeq and is a predicted model, not a curated record. Gene Ontology annotation, biological process: skeletal muscle organ development. Bases 1 to 1566 code for a protein of 521 amino acids. The transcript has 11 exons. Gene Ontology annotation, cellular component: sarcolemma; intermediate filament; cell-cell junction.
AUGAGCCACAGCCCCGAGAGAAUCUCCUCGUACCGCCGACACUUCGAGGACAGCAGCGCCUCCUCCUACCAGGUGCGGGUGACGAGCCCGUCCCCGACCCGCCGGGACACCUGCCGCCGCUCCGCCAGCUACACCCGCAGCGCUGCGGCCACCAGGCUGCACGCCGAGGCCGUGGGCCGCAGAACCACCUCCGCCACACGGAGGCCCUACAUGGCCAGAAUGACCAUGGGCGCGAUCUGCUACGCACCCGGAAUGGGAGAAGCGAUUGAUAUUGAAACGGCUAAGGCCCAGAAUCAGGAAUUCCUCAGCACGCGCACCAGCGAGCGCAAGGAGAUGAUCGUGCUGAACGACAGACUGGCGGCCUACAUCGAGAAGGUUCGGACACUGGAGCAGCAGAACAAGCUCCUGGAGACGGAGAUUGAGGCCCUGCAGAACCGUUAUGUAAGGCCGUCAGGCUUGCGGAUGCUGUACGAGGCACAGCUGAAAGAACUGAAGAGGGUCGCUGACCAGACGAGAAUGCAGCGGGAUAUGGCCAUUGCCGCUAAAGAGGCCAUGGCAGGUCAGCUCGAGUCACUCAAAGUGAAAUAUGAGGAGGCGCUGGAACUGAGAAAGAAGGCUGAGCUGGAGAUCGAAGCUUUCCGCCCGGAUGUUGAUGCGGCUACCUCUGCGCGCAUCGCCCUGGAGAAACAGCUGGAGAAUUUGGAGGUGGAAAUUGAGUUCCUGCAGAGGGUGCACAAACAGGAAAUCGAGGAACUGAUGAAACAGAUAUAUAAAGCAUCUGCCACAGUUGACGCCACCUUCUCCGUUCCCGACCUUUCGGCCGCUCUCAAGCAAGUGCAGGAGGAAUAUGACUGCAUUGCUGCCAAGAACUUACAGGAAAUGGACUCUUGGUAUAAAACGAAAUUCGAAGAUCUAAACCAGGCUUCUACAAGACACGUGGGCCAAGUUCGAACUGUGAGAGAGGAAAUUGCCAGCGCAAAGAAAGAUAUUCAAAGCAAAGAGCGGGAUCUCGAGGCCCUGAGGACUAAGAAUGAGGCGCUGGAAGUGCAGAUCCGCGAGGCACAGGAGAAGUACAGGAAGGAGCUGGAGGCUCUACAGGCAAAGAUAGAGAGCCUGCAGCUGGAGCUGAAAUCCACCAAGGAGAAAAUUGCAUUGCACCUGCGUGAGUACCAGGAUCUGCUGAACAUCAAGAUGGCCUUGGAGAUUGAAAUCACCACAUACAGGAAGCUGAUCGAGGGCGAGGACUUGCGGCUGUCGGGCAUGGUGCAGAGCCUGUCGCUGAUGGGCGGCGGCAUCAGCGCCGUGAGCGGUGGCGGCCUGGGCGUCGGCUUUGGCAGCGGGAUGGGCGUCGGCCUUGGCGGAGGCCUGGGCGUCGGCAGCGGGAUCGGCGGACAGGGCAAAAUGGGAGCCAUUGAGGGCUACUCCACUGAGCAAGCAGUGGAAAUGACUGAGAGGAAGACUGUGCUCAUCAGAACAGUUAAAGGAGAGGACGAUACAAUGCAAAGCGACACGCAGGAGAGAACCAUCACCAUCUCCGGUGCAGCCGAUGACACAGAUGAAGAGUAG